This is a messenger RNA of Hemiscyllium ocellatum (epaulette shark), 1079 nucleotides long. Its product is annotated as LYR motif-containing protein 4-like. The record is from RefSeq and is a predicted model, not a curated record. The transcript is spliced from 3 exons. Gene Ontology annotation, biological process: iron-sulfur cluster assembly. Bases 140 to 400 code for a protein of 86 amino acids. Lineage: Eukaryota; Metazoa; Chordata; Chondrichthyes; Orectolobiformes; Hemiscylliidae. Gene Ontology annotation, cellular component: L-cysteine desulfurase complex; mitochondrion.
ACUGACUUAUUCUGGGUUUUUUUUUUAAAUCCUUAACGGUCGAGUAUUCCAUGGAACAGCCGUUGCCAGCACAACGUUCCAUUUCAGGCACGCGCGCCUGGCCACCCGGGUCCUGCGCGGUAAAGACCGAGGAACGAAGAUGGCGGUGCCCACAAGCAGUCAGGUGUUGUCUUUAUACAGGCGGAUGCUGAAAGAAAGCAAGAAGUUUACCACUUACAAUUAUAGGACCUUUGCACUUCGGAGAGUUAAGGAUGCUUUUCGAGAAAACAAAAAUGUGACAAAUCCUGAAGUUAUCCAGCAACUAAUAGAAACGGCUAAUGCCAAUUUAGAGAUUAUUCGCCGACAGGUACUCAUUGGCCAUUUGUAUACCACGCAAAAGCUCAUCAUUGAAAAUCAGUGAAACUGGCAUUUGGAAAAAUAAUUUUAUCUAUCACCAUCUACUCAACUAUCUGGAAUUCAUGGUAUCUCAACCAUCAAAGAACUAAAGCUUCUUUCUCCUACAUAUGUGACAGAUUAAAAGAUUUUCAUGACAAUGGUGUGGCAUCACUGUAAUAUGCUCAUUUAAUUGCACUGCUAAUUUAGUUAUACAGUGAUCCCCCAUUAUUUUAUGAUGUUAGGGAAAUAGUACAGGUCAACAGUCUAUUAACUGUAUACAGUGUCAUAAAAUUCUAAGGUUUUUUUUGUCAGUACUGCAUCUAACAAACAGUGACAAGAUGAUGUGCUAAUGGUUAAAAAUUAAAGCUGAUUUUCUGUAUAACCAAAAAUAAACUGAAGAAAAACUCACUUACAAAAUAAAGUUGAAGUGUAUGCUCCUGGCUAAUGUUUUGCACUAGAAUAAUCUCUACAAAUAUUUACAUUGAUAGUGUCCUAACUCUGAAAUGGCCCAAUUUAUUUAUAACCUGCUGUUCAUACUAUUGAUGAGGUUGUUCUGUGCCAAAACACCCUAAUAAGUUUUAAAUAAAUGACCUUUCUUCAUUGUAAAUACUGCAUUUAUUUGUAAUUUAGCAGUAUUAGAAUGCAUAUACAGUAAAUCAAGUGACCUAAACUUUGUGCUUAUACACUUGGUUAGAUCAAACCAC